GUCCAAUCCGCGACGUCGCACGGUUUCAAGGCGCCCCGAAAGGCGCAAAAACAAAAGCAGUAGCCACCAAAAGAGCGCAGAAUAACUCCAAUAUCUCCACUGCGGCGGAUUAUAAGGCUCUUCUACCGACACAUCAUCCGUAUUUUCGUUCAGUUCGGCUCUGCGGUCAGCGGAACAACGGUCCGAGUGGAUGUUUAUCUCCACCGCGGGGAACUUGAAACCGCCCCGCUGCCCCAUUUCCUCGGUUGUUUUGCUUUUUUUUCGCCUGGAUUCUCCAUGCUGGAUCAAAAUUGGGUUAUUUUACUGUUUAGACAGUAGCCAGUUUUCUCUCCCGCCUCCACAGCGCGUUUCUUUUACUCGGGAGGCGAGCCAUCAUCGCAGAAACUCAAUUUAAGGAGAAGAAAAACAGCUAUAUAUGAGUGAAGUUCGUAUAUAUUUAAAGGCGCAACAUCGCAGGAGCCGAGCAGCUGGGUUCUGUUCUGGCUGAAUGUUGGAGUGUCUGAACUGAAGGGGGAACGGAUUGGAUUCGAGGGGCUCUGCAUUUAUUAGAUGGAAAGUUCUAUCAUCACACAAGUGCAAAAAGAAGAUAUUCAGCUGCCGACCAAAACAGGCCAGGUGAAAAAAUCUUCUCCUAAGAAACCUCGAAGUCGGAACAUCUUCAAAGCUCUUUUCUGUUGCCUUCGUGCACAGGAUGUCCCCCAACCUCCACCCCCUUCCCAGGAUACCCUGCUGCCUCCUGAGGAGAAUGGGACCAUCGCCAAGGUUCCAACGGCAAGUCUACUGCCCGAGGUGACAGCCGAAGAUCAGGGGAAGAUCUGUGUUGUUAUAGACCUGGACGAAACUCUAGUGCACAGCUCCUUCAAGCCAAUCAGUAAUGCUGACUUCAUUGUUCCAGUGGAGAUUGAGGGAACAACACACCAGGUCUAUGUCCUUAAGAGACCACAUGUUGAUAGGUUCCUUCAGCGUAUGGGAGAGAUGUUUGAAUGUGUGCUUUUCACUGCCAGUCUUGCUAAGUAUGCUGAUCCAGUCACUGACCUACUGGACCAGAGCGGAGUGUUCCGGACUCGCCUUUUCCGUGAGUCUUGCGUCUUCCACCAGGGCUGCUACGUUAAAGAUCUAAGCCGUCUCGGACGCCAGCUCAACAAGACCCUCAUCCUCGAUAAUUCUCCAGCCUCGUACAUCUUCCACCCUGAGAACGCUGUGCCUGUGCUGUCCUGGUUUGAUGACCUGGAGGACACAGAACUGCUGAACCUGCUGCCGGUGUUUGAGGAGCUGAGUGUAGCAGAAGAUGUCUGCGCUAAACUGAAGCAGCUCCGCGAACCCUGACAAGGACCUUCUGCAUCCCCGCCUAUCUUAAUGAAGAUUUCAGGCUAAGGGUGUCCAGCACCAGGAGAGCCUUUAAAGCAUCUGAAAUGCCUUAUUCUGCCUGCAAACAACCACCAAACACCUAGACACUCCAGUGGAGACGCCGAAACAUCACCAUGACGUCACAGAGUCUCUCUCAGGGUCCACGUGAGGACAACGUUCCUGUAUCCUCAUCAGAAGCAAUCAGAGAAGAUAGAACCCCAUUCAGUUUGUCCAAAUGUUUACUCUCCUUUACUCUGUGGACACUUAAUUCAGCUCAGACCUUAAACCUCAGUCGAUGUGCCCAUUUUAUUACAAGUGAUUUACAAUAUUAGUAUAUCACAGUCGCAUUUAUGCCAAAUUCUUAUUUUUCCCUGUGAAAAGGAGUCUUCAGAUCACAAAUGUGAAGCCUUUAAACUUCUGCUUUGUGCCUUUGAAUGGGGGGAAAGACCCACUGAUUUAUUUCUUGCAUUUCAAAUGUGCAUUUAAAGGGGAAUUCCACCAAUUUUAAAAAAUUCCUGUUGUAAACGUUCCGAUUUCUUCACAGUGGUGGUGACAACACCCUGCAUAUUAUGUAUUCAUUGACCAUGAAUGGCCAAAACGGUCAUAAAACAACAUCUCAGACAUCAAGCAGUGUAUUCAUAACCAUUUCUUGCAAUAACUUUCUGCGCGAGAGCUUUUAGAGGUUGACGUCUGGUUCCUAUCCCCCACCUGUGUCAACAACUCUGACUCU
Pygocentrus nattereri (red-bellied piranha) is the source of this 2077-nucleotide messenger RNA. RefSeq names its product CTD (carboxy-terminal domain, RNA polymerase II, polypeptide A) small phosphatase 2. Gene Ontology annotation, molecular function: RNA polymerase II CTD heptapeptide repeat phosphatase activity. The record is from RefSeq and is a predicted model, not a curated record. NCBI's taxonomy places the organism in Eukaryota, Metazoa, Chordata, Actinopteri, Characiformes, Serrasalmidae. The transcript is spliced from 7 exons. Bases 550 to 1326 code for a protein of 258 amino acids.